AUGGAUUCGGAGGGCAGCGAAGGGAGCACCAACGUCGAUGCUGUCAUAUCCAAGCAGCAGCGAGUCCGCGACAAUCAACGACGGAGCCGUGCUCGUCGUCGGGAGUAUCUUGCGGAGCUCGAGAGCCAGUUGCAACAAUGCCGCAUCACCUGUCGUGAAGCCGAACUGCAACGUGCCGCCUUUGCCGAGCUUCAAGCUGAGAAUUCUCGUUUGCGGGAUGUUCUGAAAAAUGCUGGCAUCAAUCCUGACAAUGUUGAAACCACGCUCCCACGACCUGGUGGGCUUGCGGCAGCCUCUUUCCGACAACUGAAGCCCAAACUUUUCGUCCCCGAGGUCACGAACCCUCCACCCGCUGUGAGCCAGAAACCAGGCGGUAGUGUAUGCUGUUCAACACCAUCCCCCUCGUCCUACUGCGCACCGCAACAUCCUGUGUCCUCUGGAAGCCUUCCACCCUAUGACGCCCAGUACAAUUAUCAGCUCAUGGCGGCGUCGACGGCUUCUACGGUCACAAUGUCCACGAUAGGGCCGCCAAAUGGUCUUCCAACCUCGUCCUACGGAUGGAACUUCCCGCCGCAAAGCCAAGGGCCACACCCACCCAGCGAGUCUUCAUUUUUAUGCCACGUGUUUCUUGUGCCGCCGAGCGGACCUCUCUGUGCAGAUGACGGCGACAGUAUUUCUUGCUCGGUGGCGAAAGACAUGAUUGCGCAGUACAAUCCGACACCAGAAGAGAUGGAAAACAUUGUAGCCAGGCUUUCAAAUCCCUUCAGCCGACCCAUAUUUCAAGGAGAGCGCUGUCGAGUUAACAGACAAAUUCUGUUUCAAAUUCUCUACGAGAUGAACUCGAAGCAAGACCGUCCAUUUGUCAGGGGCCGAGUCACUGAUACGGAACAGAAUGGGCCGUAG
Fonsecaea erecta is the source of this 903-nucleotide messenger RNA. RefSeq lists its product as hypothetical. Lineage: Eukaryota; Fungi; Ascomycota; Eurotiomycetes; Chaetothyriales; Herpotrichiellaceae. The record is from RefSeq and is a predicted model, not a curated record. The coding region runs from base 1 to 903 and encodes 300 amino acids. The transcript has a single exon.